GUAGAGCUUCUGCUCUAUCUCAGAAUGACUGUGAAAAGGUAUGUUGGGUUUCAGAACGGGCACAUAUUUUAGCACCGGAUACUAAAAUUGUAUUUCUUAUGGAUGAUAUCUUAACAGAUCUUGUAUGGUAAGCAAGUUUUGAGCCUAGAGUUCUUGGAUUAGGGACUAGGAGAUUCCAGGUGCUGUGGGGCAUAGGAGACAACACCCUUCUCCAAGUCGGCAUUGAACUUGUACCCCACAUGGUAUUAGGAGAUGCUUUAACUAUUGGAAGGACUGUCAUAGAUUACACAUAAACCCUUGUGUACAUUAAGGGUCAGAUUUCCAGUUGAGAUUUCAGAUGCAUCUGCAAAAAGGCAUUUGUGCAUAGUCUUGUGAUUAAGGCAGUAGUGGAGUUUGGGAGAUAUGGAUUCAGUUUGUGGUUCCGUGACAGAAUUCCUGUGUUACCUUGACAAAAUAGUGAUUAUAAUACUUCCCUAUUAAAGAGUGUGGAGAGGAUGAAUUCGUUAAUGUUUGUGAGUUGCUCAGAUACUGAAAUAAGGGUACAGAGAUUGGGCCCAUAUGAGUAGUUAGAAGUCCAAUUUACACACACAUAUUUCAGGCACAAAAAUCACAGAUCAUGCCUGAAGUCAUCUAAAAGCUUGCCCCCAGGUAUCCCAUAGCAUAUUGCACAUUAUACAUGUUAAUCCUGCUAUUAUAUAUAUAAUAUAAUAUAUUAUAUUAAAUCCAACAAUUAUAUUCUCCCUGUCCAUAUAGAAGCAUAAGACUUAUCAUAUUGGAUCAGACUGUUUAUUCAUCAUAUCUUAUUCUGCCUCCUGUAGUGGCCAAUAGCUACAUUCUUAUAUUUUCAAAUAGUGAUAUUAUUCUUCAUCCUCCAUCCUAAAAACUGUGCAAUAGGUACUGUGUCCCAUUGCAAUGGCAGUUAAAUAUUAAGGGUAAGUGAAGUGACCCUUACAUAUCAAGUAUAUUCAGAGCUUUAUUUUUUUUCUGAAGAAACAUAUCUAUCAGGUUGCCAAUUUAAAUAUUACAUACAUGAAAGAAUUAUUAUUAGGUUAUGAAAUAUUAGUGAGUGCAAAGUUCGGUUUAGCUCAUGCACUACUGUGUACCAAAGUUUACUCCCCUAACCUCCCCAGAUCAUGUCAAUUGAACUUGAUAUUUGGAAGAAGUUAGUGACAGGGUUUUUUUUUUUUUGUCAGUUGAAGGGACUCCAGGUAUCUGAGUUCUGAGAGUACCUCACUCUACUGGCCACAGGCCAAGACUUGAGAUAGGAAGUAGACAGAACAGGAGACUCGUAAUAGCUAGGUCACUAUUCAAAAUUUGGUCUGGUCAAUAUCAAUUAAGUUGUAUCACGGUGUAAGAGUGUAUUUAGAUAUGCUCUGACUUCUUCUCCUUCUUAUAUUAAGUGAUAACACAAAGACAAUAAUGAAAAACUAACUCAUAAUGAAAUUAACUAAGUGGAAUUUUACUAUGUCAGUUCUUGGAAUUGUAAUUUAUGUAGCUGAUAUUGCAGCAGAUAUCUGGGUCACUAGUAACUAUUUCUGUGAGGGACAAUAUUCUUUGGGUAUCUUGACACUGGUUUUUAGGUGUCUGUCAUCAAUAAUAGUACAGAUUUUUAGUUAUGAAUGGUUUAAAGAAGACUGUGAAAGCCCUGAUCCUCGGAAGCUGAACUGGAUUUUUCUACUUCAUUUUUUGCAUGGUGGAAUUUUUACAAGGUAUUGGUUUGCAUUGAAAGGUGGCUACCAGGCUGCUUUUAAACAAAACAGCUCUGGAGAUGAACUUACUGGGGGCCCUGCCAGUAUCAUUCAUAAACGUGCCAUCGAUGCAUUGGCUGAUAUUAGUAUGCUCAGGGUAUUUAAGACUUUCCUGAAGACGACACCCCAGCUCAUUCUUCAGAUUUACAUCCUGAUGGAGCAUGACAAGGCUGCCUUCAGUCAGUAUGCUUCCAUCAUCACAUCUUUCUGCAGCAUUUCUUGGUCAACACUUGACUAUCAGAUAUCAUUACGAAAAUCUCUGCCUGAUAAAAAUCAAUUUGCUGGGGUGCCUCCUAAGUUACUGUACCUCUUGUAUAAACUGUUCACACUGACUUCUUGGAUACUGAGUAUUGCACUGGCCACCCUAUUAAAUAUCAUAAGUAGUAUAUUUCUGCUAAUAUUUCUUUGGACCUUGGGCUUCAGCUGGACUUUGAAGCAACACACUAUGUUUUGCAAAUCUAAGAGGAUGGAAUUUUUAUACAGGACUGUUGUUGGGAUCAUUCUUAUUUUUACAUUUUUUAAUGUCAAGGGGGAACAAACAAAAAUACAUAUUUCUAGUUAUUAUGCCACUCAUGUGCUUGUAACUUCAGGCAUAAUGUUUGUGUUCUGGAAGACUUCAGUUACUGAGCAAUUAUAUUUUACAUUUGUGAGCAUCACAGUUUUUCUCACUCUGGUGUUAGGUAUUAUUUGUCUUAUUGUUUAUUAUAUGUUUUUCCACCCCACUAUUUAUUUCAAACAAGAAAGUGCUUCAGAUAAAGUUGAUGGACUAGCAAGAGAAAGAGAAAAAGAAGAAACCAGUAGAAUAAGAAAUUUCAUAAUGCAAUGAAGAGUAUAGAAUUAUGUGAAUUUUUAAAUAUGUGCAAAUCAAAGCAAAUAUUACCUGGACUGUCACUUACUCUGUCUUUACUUUUCAUACUUGCAGUGAGCAUUUCAAGUAAAAUAAUUGCUAAUGGGAAUGGUAGUAGUUAUCAGCUCUGAAUAAUUAUUGGUUCUGCUGUACUACUCUACAAAGCAAAGACUUUAUAAAAUAAACUAAACACUUCUGCA
This is a messenger RNA of Chelonia mydas (Green sea turtle), 2795 nucleotides long. RefSeq names its product XK related 9 (gene XKR9). Bases 1438 to 2574 code for a protein of 378 amino acids. NCBI's taxonomy places the organism in Eukaryota, Metazoa, Chordata, Testudines, Cheloniidae. The transcript has 4 exons. Gene Ontology annotation, cellular component: plasma membrane. The record is from RefSeq and is a predicted model, not a curated record. Gene Ontology annotation, biological process: apoptotic process involved in development; phosphatidylserine exposure on apoptotic cell surface; engulfment of apoptotic cell.